AUGGCGGAUAUAAAAGAAGAAAAGUGCGAUUUUUCCGAAAAACUCACUAAUUUUUGUGUUUUCAGACGACAAGCGAAACUGCAAGACAAGAACUACGUGGACUACCGUAAGGCGGAGAUUCUGCACGACAUCAAACCGAAGACGAAGGCGUUCAAUCUUGCCAAAUUCGACGAUUCGUUUCCGCGGCCAAACAAGAAGAAGGAGGCGAACAUGGAGUUCGGAGAGCUCAUGCACAAGUAUCUGACGCUACGUCCGGACGGGAGAUUCGCCACGUGGCAGGGAAAGCCAACGAAGAAGAAAAAGGAGAAGGCGGCACAGCCGGAGAAGACGGGCCUCAUGCAGAAGAUGGCGGCGGUGACGGGAGUGUCGAAGCCGAAGCAGGAGCAGGCGGCGCCCGUGAAGAAGGUCAAGGAGAAGAACUACAACAAGGCGGUGAAGAAUGUUCUCAUGCAGCAGGCGGACUUUGAGGAGGACGGUCAGAUUGGGCGGAGAGUUUGGGUAGAAAGAUCUGAAUUUGAUUUGCAGAGAUCGACCUGAAACGAGUGAACGAGGCGUACAAGUACCUUCCGAAGGAAGAAGUCGACGCUAAAAACAAGUACACUCUGAACGCCAUCGUCGACAAUAAACCGUUCUGGCUGGUCGGAGAUCCGUGAGUUGAACUUGUCAGCUCAUUCGCUCUUGUAUCCACUAAAUCUGAAUCCCCUUACAGAGUGGUCCCGGAAGACGAGGAAGAGGCCUACGUGGAUGCUGAAAUGCUGACCACCGUAACAAUCAUUUGAAGGAGGUCCCCAUCGGAAAUCGUAUCUUUCAGUACAUGCAAAGUGUGGAGAACCAGGCUCAGUACCCGCACAAUCUCGCGGAGCGUAAAGAAUUCUUUAUGUGGGGACCGACUCCGCAGUUGUGGAACGAGAUGAAACACUUUCAGAACAAGUGAGAAACGGAGGAGAGAAACCUUCGGAUAACAUUAUUUCAGGAAGCUGAUCAUCGGAAACACUCUGAGAUCAAUCGUGGAUUCGACGGCCGAGAAACUCGGAGUUCCCAAAGAGAGGUGAGCAGAAGUUUCCGAAGGUGAUCAAAGAACUCGGGAUUUCAGAGUCAACAAGGGACACAAACCGAUUCUCGAGUGGAACAAGAAGACGAAGACGAUCGAGUACGCGAUGGACACGGUCCCGCUGGAGAAGACGGCCAUCUACGAGGGCAAGCUCGAGAAUAUCAUAAAAGAAGCCGGCAAGAAGGAAUAG
Messenger RNA from Caenorhabditis sp. 36 PRJEB53466, 1241 nucleotides. The record is from the annotation of a GenBank genome assembly. NCBI's taxonomy places the organism in Eukaryota, Metazoa, Nematoda, Chromadorea, Rhabditida, Rhabditidae.